AUGUUUGGGGCAACUGGAGGUCUAGGUGGGAGUGGUCUUGGAGGUGGUGCUGGCAUGUUUGGUCAACUCAACAGAAUCAACAAGGAUCUGGACUAUUUGGAUUUGGAAGUGGUGGAGUUGGCCUUGGGCUAUGGGGAUGGGUGGAGGCUCAGCUGGAACUGGUGGAAUCUUACUUCUCAAGCUGGUGGUCUAAUGGGCGGAGCCAGUGGAACUGGUCUGUUUUCUGGUGGAGCAGGAGGAGCAAGUAAGAAAGGAGAUCGCAAACCUAAAAAUGUGGUAUUGGAACACAAGCUGGUGCCCUUGGAGGGGAAUAUUCAACAACCUCUUGGAGGAGGGGGUCUGGGAACUGGUAUAGGAGGAGGAGGACUUGGUACUCAGACUGGUCAAUUAGGAACUGGCCUUGGUAUGGGUACAGGUCUUGGUACAGGUACUGGAUUGGGGAUUGGUCAGCCUGGUGGUCUUGGAACUGUCUCGGCCUCUCGGGAACAGGAAUGGGACUUGGAGGAGGAACAACUGGAACAUUAG
Molecule: messenger RNA, 525 nt
Organism: Gigantopelta aegis
Lineage: Eukaryota; Metazoa; Mollusca; Gastropoda; Neomphalida; Peltospiridae
Product: glycine-rich cell wall structural protein-like
Exons: 5
Coding region: 1-525 (174 amino acids)
Source: RefSeq, a predicted model, not a curated record